Messenger RNA from Labrus mixtus (cuckoo wrasse), 2476 nucleotides. RefSeq names its product protein phosphatase 4, regulatory subunit 2a (gene ppp4r2a). Bases 373 to 1611 code for a protein of 412 amino acids. Lineage: Eukaryota; Metazoa; Chordata; Actinopteri; Labriformes; Labridae. Gene Ontology annotation, molecular function: protein phosphatase regulator activity. Gene Ontology annotation, cellular component: nucleus; protein phosphatase 4 complex; cytoplasm. The record is from RefSeq and is a predicted model, not a curated record. Gene Ontology annotation, biological process: protein dephosphorylation. The transcript has 9 exons.
UUUUUCAAGAACCAUAUCAGGUAACUACAUGGACAUCAACGAACUGCCCUAUAUUUUUUACCACAUAGCUAACUAAUACGCUGCGUGAUGAUAGAUACUAAAUACGUUUUAAACCUAUGCGUGAUUUGACAUAGCUUCUACUAAAUUAUCAAAUUGGAUACCGUUUUGUUCACCAAUUUUACCAAACUAAUGUUUCGUUGUUUCGUCAUUUCACGUUCAGUUUCCCAGUCAAACACUUAUUUUUCCGAUUAUUCCGAUGCCGUGAGGACGCACGGUUGAGGCAUGCGCAGACUUCACUGCCACCAGCUUUGUUGGGUUGCUACCUGCUACUGCUAACUAGCAAGUAUUUCCUGCCUCUUUCUGGACACAGCUAUGGACAUCGACGCGUUAUUGGAAGCGUUUCAAGAUUAUGAGAAAAAAGGCAAGAAAGAAACCUGUCCGGCUCUGGAGCAAUUCUUGUGUCAUAUUGCCAAGACAGGGCAGCCACUGAUCCCGUGGUCACAGUUCAAAAUGUACUUCAUGUUCAAGUUGGAAAAAGUCAUGGAAGAUUUCCAUGCUUCAACACCAGAACAGAGAGGAGCACACAAUCCCAACGUCGACUAUGUUCCUUUUGAAGACAUGAAGAAGAGGAUCUUAAAAAUAGUGGAUGGUUAUAAUGGAAUCCCAUUCACCAUCCAGCGUCUAUGUGAGCUCCUUACGGAUCCAAAGCGUAACUAUACUGGAACAGACAAGUUUCUCAUGGGGUUAGAGAAGAAUGUGAUGGUGGUCAGCUGUGUACACCCCUCAUCAGAGAAAAAUGGGGCCUCCAGUGUAAACAGAAUGAAUGGAGUGAUGUUUCCUGGUAACUCUUCUCUGUACUCAGACAGUCGAAAUGUAAAUGGACCAGGCACACCGAAACCCCACUUCAGAUCAAAACUGUCAUUGUCAACUUCACUUUCCACCAACGGCCUCCCUGACUGUCCAGUCAGUAAAGAGCCAGAGCCGACCACAGAGGAUGUGGAGGAACACCAUAUCAGCGAUUCUUCACCCUCAGAAGGUGACAUUGCACCAAACACUGGGAUAAAGAAGAAACACUCUGACGAGGAGGAAGAGGAGGAGACUUCCGAUGCAGACAAACGUGAGGUCAAGAGGCUCAAGUUUGAUGAAAAAGAAGAGGACGAAACAGAAAGUGAAGAGAAGGAGUCAUCGUGUUGUAAAGGCACGGCAGAGAGCUCGCCAGAGACACCCAAGUCCUCAAAAGACUCCUGUGGUCAAGAGCUGGUGGUCAAAAGUGGAACAUCUAGUGACACACCGACUACUUCAAAGGAUAGUGAGCCCAGCAGCUCUGACCUUGAACCUUCAGAAAGGGAUGAAGACCCAUUGGACAGAGAGGACAGCUGCAGUCUCGAGAAAGACGGCAGCCCGGAACAACCUGAGCCGCCUGCUCCGUCAGAGAAGAGCGCAACCUUUGACGGAGAGAACAGCAGCAGCAGCAGCAGCAGCGACGGAGAGGGCGCGUCCAGCGACAAGCAGGUACCCUCUUCCAGCGAUUCCCCUGACUUGUCAACAGAGGGCGAUGCCGACAAUUCAGACAGCACAAACACUGCGACAGAGCCCGGAGAACAUGACUAACAUGAAGCCCAGUCUGCCAACUGACUCUUUUUACACUGUAUUUCACCACACCAAGGGUAUAUCUGUAGCACUGUGGACCUCAAGACACCAGGACCAGGAGCGAUGUGGACCACAAGAUUCCUCACGAGUGGAUCUUUUCGUCCUCUUCAGUUUGAACUACACACGGCUACACAUCCCCUGGUCUUUAAACUGGAAGGAAAUGAUUUAAAUGAGAUUAUGUGGACUCAGCUUUUUUCAGCGUUGACUAAUAGUUUUUCUAAUCUGUGUUUCCUGAUUUUUAUAAUGUGAUUCAUAAUUUAACCUUGAUUACUCUUUACUUAUUUGGCAUGCAUUUCCAAAAGAUACAUUUGAAGCUUGAAGUUUGAUUUUGGCCUAAGACGAGUUGAUUGGACUAUGUUUUUGAAGAAUACGUCUCAGUUGAAUGAAAAACACACGGUUUGCUUUCUCUAUAAAGCACAUACCAGAAAAUGUAUUUCUUUUAAAUAUUAUUAUAGUACAUUUCUUUGCAUUGACCACUUGACAGAUACAGCUACAGUUUGGAGUAGUCGAGGUAUUGAGCCAAUAUUAACACAAACUAUUGCCAGUAGUUCCCAGUUUGGUUGGAUAGUUUUUGGCCUAAAGGAAACCCUUUCUGCUUUCUGAUCCAUCAACAGAACGUAAGGUACUUUUACACUUUCUGUAUGUCAUACCUUUGUUGUACAACUGUCUCUUUUGAUAGCUUGGAUUUCUACAGUAUGUAUCUGUAAAUCAGUUUUUGUAGACUUGUAAUACUUGUCCACUGCCUUCGUAGAUCAGUCCGCUGAAAUGGAAUGCUUGAGGUUGUAUCAUAGUAUUCAUGGAAAGCAAUAAAUGCUCAAAUUGAAAA